Messenger RNA from Paramecium primaurelia, 1586 nucleotides. NCBI's taxonomy places the organism in Eukaryota, Ciliophora, Oligohymenophorea, Peniculida, Parameciidae. The record is from the annotation of a GenBank genome assembly.
AUGUUUAUUAAAGCCAUUCAUUCUUCAGAAUAAGAAGUUGGUCGCAACGUUAGAAGGUAAGUUUCAUCUUUAUGGCAACUUUAGUUCAAAAAAGAAAUAUCUAUGGAAGUUCUCAAUAGAUAAUGUUGAUCAAGAAAUAGCCCUUUUUAUUUCAUCACUUUCAGGCAAGAAAGAAGUUAGACAUAAUGGGAGACCUAUUCAUUAAGAAUCUAGGUAAAACUUUUUCCAUAUCAUUUAUUUUCAGUUUUUUUGGUGAUUUUAGAUAUCUACAUUACAUUUAAAAGUGUCUUGUAACUAUUGCCCCCAGAUUCGAUUCAUAUGAACUUUAUUUGGAUAAUAUUCCUUUUGCUGAAUAUUACAAUACCCGCAACAUAAAUCAAAGUCAUAAUCCUCAAAAUAGACCUUUAAACAAUGAUGAUGGUGAUUAGUAUGAUCUUAGUCCUCUAAAAGAUCCAGAACCGCCAAAAAAAAUAUCAUAAGAUCAAUUAUAGAAACUUAAACUAACUGUGCCUAAUGAACAAACAAACAUAACUUCAAAUAAAACUGUCACAAAAUAAUAAGAACUUUGGUGGAAAUAAGGAGUUAAUGAAGAGUUUGCCAAUUUUAGUACACCUUCUACUAAUGGAACAGACAAUUAUUUUGGCAACUUUGGUUUCACAUUUGAUACCCCCUAAAAAGAAUCUAAAAAAUCAACUUAAUAAAAUCAACAACAAAAUAAUCACAAUUAAAAUGAAAAACCUAAUCCUUUCUUUGAAUUUAAUUAGAAUUCUUGGAAUGUACAAUCAUAACCGUAAAAUAAUUGUAAUUUUGGUUGCACUCAAUAAUCAUCUCAAAUUAAGCCAUUACAGUCACCAUAAUAAUAUUCAGAACCAAAACUUCCUAGUAAAACAGAAUAAUAAUAUAAUAAUAUGAUUACACCGUAAAUAUUAAACUAAUAAAAUCAAAAUCAAUUAUUUAAUUAAUAUAAUUUUAGUAAUCAAUAAUAAUAAUCAUAAUAAUUAAUAUAAUAGCAAUAAUAAUAAUAAUAAUAAUAAUAAUAAUAAUAAUAAUAAUAAUAGUAAUCAUAAUAGAUUCAAUAAUAGUAAUAAUAAUAUUAAUAAUAAUAAUAGUAAUAAUUUUAAUAAUAAUAAUCAUAAGUAUUCAAUUUUUAAACUACACAACCAUAAGUUAGAUAAUAAUAAUAAAUUGAUUUAUUGGAUCUUUUUGAAUCUUGUUAACCUUAAAAAAAUAACACAAUCUAAUAAUAAGAAUUUAAAAAGAGUCCUUCUUAAGCUUCUAUUAUGCCACUUUAAAUUUAAUCUUAGAUUACACCUAUAUAAUUACCAAUAUAAUAAAAUCAAAUUUUAACCAAUCAAUUUCCUAAUCAUUUAAAUUAUUAAUCAUAAUCCUAAUAUUCAAAUUAAACUUAAUCCACAUAUCCAUAGUAUCGAACUAUAUAGUCAUUAACACCUUUGACAUCUUCAUAUUAAUAAACACAAAAGCAGAUGCCAAAAGAAUUAGAAGAUAUGUUUGAUUAACCAGCAUAAGUUGUUUAGCCACCAAUUUAAAGAAGAUCAACACCAUUUGAUGAUGAUUUGUUUGCAUGA